AUGAAUACUUUGAUCUCUCUAUCAUCUUCAAUUCUUCUCCAUAUUGCUUUCUUCUGCCUCAUCCUCCUUCCAUCAAUGCAAUUAUCUGCUAUAAACGAUGGAAAUUUGAUAAAGCAAACAUGCAAAAAUACACCAUACUUCCAAGUCUGCUAUAAUUCACUAUCUUCUGACCCUCAUAGCUCCAAAGCAGAUGCUCCAGGGCUAGCCCUUAUAGCUGUUAAUAAGAUUAGCGAAAAUGCAACUUCUAUUCUGCAUUACAUCAAGGCUGUGUACAUAGAAACCAGAGAUUUGGCAGUGAAAACCGCCUUACAUGGUUGCAAUGAAGUGUACAAUACUGUUGUGAAUAUUCUCAUACCAGAAGCCAAUGAAGAAUUAACCAAAGGAAAUUAUAAAUUUGCUACUGAUGGUAUUACAAAUACAGGUAGGGAGGCCCAGAAAUGUGAAAACUAUUUCGAAAAACCUCAGAAGCUCAACAUUAAGUGA
This is a messenger RNA of Ziziphus jujuba (common jujube), 483 nucleotides long. Its product is annotated as cell wall / vacuolar inhibitor of fructosidase 1. The transcript has a single exon. The record is from RefSeq and is a predicted model, not a curated record. Gene Ontology annotation, molecular function: enzyme inhibitor activity. Bases 1 to 483 code for a protein of 160 amino acids. Lineage: Eukaryota; Viridiplantae; Streptophyta; Magnoliopsida; Rosales; Rhamnaceae.